Messenger RNA from Linum trigynum, 1914 nucleotides. The record is from the annotation of a GenBank genome assembly. NCBI's taxonomy places the organism in Eukaryota, Viridiplantae, Streptophyta, Magnoliopsida, Malpighiales, Linaceae.
AUGGGCGGCCUGCGACUGCAGAUGAGUUGGCAGCCGAGUUUGUUGAGUCAGGAACGGAAGAAUGGACCGCCAUUAGGGUUGAGGAACCUCGGGAACACUUGCUACCUCAACAGUGUCCUCCAGUGCCUCACUUAUACUCCCCCUCUCGCCAAUUUCUGCCUCCGGUUACAGCACUCCUCUCACUGUGAUUCAGGUUCCAACGGGUUGCUUAAGCGGGAAUGCCCCUUUUGUAUACUUGAGAAAAGGAUAGCCCAGUCUCUAAGCUCGGGCGUCAACCUUGAUGCCCCGCUCAAGAUACUGAGCUGCCUCUGGAUUUACGCUGAGCAUUUUCGACGUGGUCGACAGGAGGAUGCCCACGAAUUCCUGCGAUUUGUCAUCGAUGCAUGCCACAACACUUGUUUGCGUCUUAAGAAACUGCCGCGAAAGGGCAUCGACCCUGCUGGCGGCAGUUCUGUUGUCAAGGAUAUAUUCGGGGGUGCCCUGCAGAGCCAAGUGAAGUGCUUGUCUUGUCAUUCCGAAUCGAAUAAGGUUGAUGAGAUUAUGGACAUUAGUCUCGACAUUUUGCACAGUGGUUCACUUUUAGAGGCCAUGCAAAAGUUUUUCCAGUCAGAGAUUCUGGAUGGCAACAACAAGUACAGAUGUGAGAGUUGUAAGAAAUUGGUGGCGGCAAGGAAGCAAAUGUCAAUAAGUCAAGCACCAAAUGUCCUUGUUAUCCAACUCAAGAGAUUUGAGGGCAUAUUUGGCGGGAAGAUCGAUAGGACAAUAGAAUUUGAAGAAGUUUUGGUACUUUCUAGCUUCAUGUGCAAAUCAAGCCAGGAUCCCCAUCCAGAAUAUAGCCUCUUUGGUACAAUAGUGCAUUCAGGAUUCUCUCCCGAGUCUGGACACUACUAUGCUUAUAUCAAGGAUGCGAUGGGCCGGUGGUAUUGCUGCAAUGACUCUUUUGUCACUUCGUCAAACUUAGAGGAGGUCUUGUCAGAGAAAGUAUAUGUUCUUUUCUUCUCUCGAACUAAUCCAAAACCAGUAUCUAUUAAAAAGCCUCCUUUUGCUCCUAAUGGUGUCCAUUCAUGUCACCAGAAUGGCAGUGAUACCUCUAAAGGUUUUAAGGCGACUCUUCCCCAUAAACCAGUGUAUUCAAAGCCUCCUCUUGUUUCUGGCAAGGAUGUUUCAGCUAGAUCUAAGGUCGACAAAGUCACUUCUGGUACACCACUAAAGUUCAAUAUUACAGGCAGCUCUGUCUCUAAGACGGUUCCUCAAAUUACUAAUGGGAGGGUUGAGGUUCAUGUUAAAGAAAAUGGGACAGCUAAUGGUACUUCAGAAGGCAAGCUUCAAUUGGGGAGACAUAGCAAAGAACCAAAGACAUCAGUGUUUGAGAAUGGUUCCGGACAUGUUGCAAAAGAUAAUGCUGCCAAUGGUGAGACGUACCAUCCACAUACAAUUCCAAGUGCAAAUAAAAGCUCUGAAAAUGGUGCUGUGAGUUCUGUGAAGCCACUUCCCUGCAAGAGCAAUGGCUCAAUACACAAGGAAACAAGGGAGUCAAGACCUGCUCACCAUGACACAGCAAAUGGUGCCUCAGCAGCCCAGGUUGUUUCCAGGUCCAAGAGAAAACUGAAUGAGGAGUCAAGUAUUUUGUUUGCUCUGGAUGCUCAAUCAAGAGCCAAGGUUGAUGACCUGAAGGAACUACUGAAGCAAGAAGCAUCUGCAUUUUUACGAUCAUCUGAUUGGUCCAAUGAGGUAUACAGUCACAUGUCUUCAAAGAAGAGGUUAUGUGCACAAGAUGCAGGAACCACCUCUAGUUCACACGACUUGAAGGGCAUGUUGAUCACGGAUGCUAAGCGGAUGUUCAUUGCCAAGAUCCCUGCAACACUGAGAGGGAAUCUAGUGAAACGACUCCAAUCAUUAAGCGAAGAGAAAUGA